Molecule: messenger RNA, 1645 nt
Organism: Serinus canaria (Common canary)
Lineage: Eukaryota; Metazoa; Chordata; Aves; Passeriformes; Fringillidae
Gene: TSGA10
Product: testis specific 10
Source: RefSeq, a predicted model, not a curated record
AUGCUCCAGCCCUCUGAUCAGCUUAGUGGCCCUCCUCUGGACUUACUCCAACAGAUCAGUGUCUUUCUUGAACUGGGGGCUCCAGAGCUGGAUGCAGCACUCCAGGUUAUGUUACAAAGAGCAUAUGAAAUUAAGCAAGGAUCACCCUCAAGGCUUGAUGCCUUUAUUUAGUCACUGGAAAAGGACAGAGACUGCCAUAAAUGUGAGACUGAGAAUUUGUUGAAGGCAUUAAGAAACACAUUCUCAAGUCCUAAGUAAAUCUCUACUUGUGGCAGCAUAAAAAAUAAAAUCAUCCAAACAGGCACGGGGGAGAUUUCCCAGCUUUGUCAGGAAGUUAUUAAAUGCCCCAGGACUCCUAAAAGCAUCACUCCUGUGACAGCUCAAGCUGUAUUAAGACACAUGGAGCUAGAAAGGAAUACAGCACUGUCAGAUUGCCAAAGGAUGCCUACAGAACAUGAUAUCCUCAGGGAGCAAUUACAGAUUUCCCAAGAAACUUUGUUUAAUAAAAGGGCUCAUUUGGAACAGAGAAUUGAAGAGCUUUAAGUGACUAUUUACAAUUUGAUUAGUGAACAGUUAGAACAGAUGUCUAAAGUGGCACUGAUGAAAGACACCAUUGAUUCUCUGGAAACUGAGAUGAAAAGAUUGACAAGAAAAGAACUGGAUUCUGAAACUGAUUUAUUGAAUGAAAAGACAGAACACUGACAGUGUGUUUCAGAGAUUCAGUGAAGCCUUGUGAAGAAAAAAGUUGAAAUGCAGCUUGGCCAAGAGAAAAUGAUGUACUAUAUAAAAAACUGUCAAAACCAAACUGAGCUUGAUGAUAUGAAGUUGAAAGCCAAGGAUUCAAACAGAAAUAUUUUCAGGCUGAAGAAUGUGCUGAAGUCUAAAGUGAGAGAGAGAAUUGUGAGCUCUUAUCACAAAGCCUGUGAACAAGGAGAAAAUUGGGAAGCAAAAUGCCAUGAAGUAAACAGGCUUUUCCUGUUAGACUGGCAAUGAUCAGUGCAAUCUGAGAGCCACAGUUGGAAGGGGAAAAUAGAGCCCUUGGAAUCACAGAUGGAGCAAGUUCAGAGAAUGUCAAUCACACAGAGGGCUGCUCAAGAACUAGCAUUUUUUAUUGCAUUGCUGUAUCAUUUAUCAACAGAAGCAGCUUACAAGUCUCCUAUUUUUGCCUUAAGCAACUCUUUUGUGAAAAUGGGCAGAGGGCCUCAAAAUACAUAUUAGGAGAGAGUCUCUGUACUUGAAAAUGCCACAUCUACACCAGAACUUUGCAUUAAAGUAGAUGUAAUCUAAGAAUGAUUAAAUUAGCAUUUAAUUUCCACAGCAGAGAAGGUAGAAUAUCUGCAGAGCAAGUGUGAAUCAAACCACUCUGAAACAGAGCUGCUGAGAAAACAACUGGGAAAUGAAAAAGCAUCUAUGAAAAACCUGGAAUCUUCGCUUGUGUCCAAUUGUGAGAACGAAUUUCAGUCACAAGCAAACCAAGAGAAAGUCUCUGAAAUUCAGUUUCACAAGGAAUAGCUUGCUUUAGUAGAAAAUAAUCUAUGAGUAAAUGACCAGGAGAGUGUUGCAGUUUUUCUCAUGAUUUCCAAGUGUAUUUAAACAGAGGUGGUUUUAUAUCUAGCUGCAUUUUCAAAUGGCCAAUGUGCCUUGA